Manacus vitellinus (golden-collared manakin) is the source of this 594-nucleotide messenger RNA. Its product is annotated as class I histocompatibility antigen, F10 alpha chain-like. The annotation marks the transcript as partial. The record is from RefSeq and is a predicted model, not a curated record. The transcript is spliced from 3 exons. Gene Ontology annotation, cellular component: external side of plasma membrane. NCBI's taxonomy places the organism in Eukaryota, Metazoa, Chordata, Aves, Passeriformes, Pipridae. Gene Ontology annotation, biological process: immune response.
AUGGCGGCCGGAGCCGAGCCGGGAUAUUGGGAUGAAGAGACCCAGAUCAAUGAGGGGAACCAGCUCGUGGCUGCCACAGCCCUGGAGAUACUGCAGGGCCGGUACAACCAGAGCAGAGGUCUUCACACGGUGCAGCGGCUUUAUGGCUGUGACCUCCUGUCCGACGGGAGUGUCCGUGGAUCCUAUCGGCACGGCUACGAUGGGCGGGAUUUCAUCUCCUUCGAGCUGGGAUCCGGGAGCUUUGUGGCGGCCGAUGGAGCUGCCCAGAUCACCAAGAGGAAAUGGGAACACGAUGGGAUUGUGGUGGAGAACAUGAUGAAUUACUUGGAGCACACGUGCCUGGAAGUGCUCCAGAAACACAUCGGAUACGGGCAGGCGGCGCUGGAGCGCAAGGAUCCCCCUGAUGUCCACGUGUCCGGGAAAGAGGAACACGGGAUCCUGACGUUGUCCUGCCGCGCGUACGGAUUCUACCCUGGGAUGAUCGGGAUCAACUGGCUGAAGGGGGAUGAACUGCGGGAUCAGGAGACGGAGUGGGGCGAGAUCGUUCCCAACAGCGACGGCACCUUCCACAGCUGGGCCAGGAUCGAGGCGCUG